UAAUGCAUUUUCAAUUAUCGCUAGAGUUUUUCGGAUAGAUGGGUGACUCCACAUUUUCGGACUUUAAUCAGUUCGAAGACGCCGGCAUACGUAUAUUAUAAUCGUGUAGAAGACACUCUCUAUUUAAAGUAGAGUUAAUAAACAAUUUUCCACAAUCUAACAUGUACACAUUAGUGAUCAAAGCAAAAUGUGAACUGUAACAGCGAACUCUGAGAAAAAUUAAACUUUUCACUUUUUCUCUUUUUAAGACCAUGAUCUGGAUGCUUACUGUUUUAAUUCUGCUUAUAUCUGGAAAAUUUCUCGAAACAGUUGAAUCCUCCUGUACAUUGAACAAUCAGCAUUAUUCUGAAGGGGAGAAGUGGAAUCCUAAAUUACAAAUUGGAUCAAAUUGUGUUGAGUGUACUUGUAUUAAGGAAGAAGUAAAGUGUGUAACAACAGUACAGUGUCCCCCUGUGGAAUGCGAGAAUCCUAAAACUGAUCCCCGAAUGUGUUGCCCAGUUUGUGAAGUCGACAUCGACAUCCAGAACACAGGUGGCAAGAACGGCAAAGAAUGUUCAUAUCACGGCAAGAAGUAUUCACAUGGUGACAUCUUUCCAUCAAAUUCAUCAGGAAUAAUACCAACCUCAAAGAAACAAUGUGUUAACUGUGCCUGUACUAAUGGAAAUGUUUUGUGUCAUCUGAAGACUUGCGAUAUACCUAAAGGAUGUUCAAGAUUAAUUCCAGAAAAGUAUGACUGUUGUCCAAAAUGUGCCGAUCCACCACCAGACCACACUACUACAAAUAAAAAGGACCCAUUCGAUUGUGUGGCACACGAUGGACUACAUAAAAACAGUACAGAAUGGAAGCCUAUUGUAAAUGGUGCUCGUAUGCCUUGUGUAACAUGCAAAUGUUUAAAUGGGGAAGUAAUUUGUGAGAGAAAAGAUUGUCCAAAGUUAAAAUGCAAGAGAAAAAGAAAGCCUAAAGGUGAAUGUUGUCCAGUAUGUAGACCAAAAAGGAGGAAGGGUUCGAAAAAAAAGAAUAGGAAACAAAAAGAUGAUGGAAAAUGUAACAGCUCCAAAAAUAGAAAGAAACAAAGACGAAGAGGCAGAAAGGGUAAAAAAGAAAGGAGACGAAAAGUGAAUAGUAAAGGUUAUUGUUUAAAAACAGACACAAAAGAUAGUUCAUCAAUAAUAAAUCCUGAGUUGCCAGUUUUAUUUUCUAAAACUAACAAAUCACAAAGCUGCAUUUUCGAAGGCUUUUGCCUUCCAAGAAAGACAAAAUAUUUAGUGUAUAGAUAUUUUGAAGAAAACUCAAAGACAUUUUUUGCAUUUGAUGACUUAAAGUCUGAUACAGUGGAAGUUUGGUUUUGGAAGGUGAACCACACUGCAGAUGCAAAAAGCGAAUUUAAAGACUCUUUAAGUGAAUUCCAAAUAAACAGUUAUCCAGCAAACUGGUUCAGACAACAAAUAACUGAUGAUAAAAUAAUUUAUGGGGCUGCACGGAAAAAAAAAUUAAAUACAUUCAAAAGAAGACUCAAGCGAACGUACCAAAGGUGUAUUAAAAAGUCAGACAAACGCUGUUCUACAAAAAUAUUAAUGCAAGAAAUAUUAUGUGCGGAUUUCGAAGAAAUUGUGCGAAAAAAAUGUGAGAAAAAAUCGUAGUUGAAAACUACUAAAGGCCCAGACCAAUAUUUUCGUUAAAUUUGUCAUGUUGUUGUCUUUGUAUAUGACUGACUAUUUCGGUCAAUUAGUUCCACAUGAAUUUGGAAUCGUUUUUGUUGUUGUUUUGCGAACUUAUGUACACUUGAACAUAUCUUAAAUGUAAAAAAAAUGGCCUUUCUGCUUUAGUUACAUAUCAUUGCUGUAUAUUUUUCAACUUGGCUUGAUUCAAUAUAAACUCCGAACAAAAAUACAUACUGUCUUUCAGAUACAUCAUAUUUUGCAUUCUCUCUUUCAUUAUAUCUUUGUGGUGAUUAAUUUGCUUGCAAGUUGACAAAAAUGUUACUAAGUUUAUUUUUAUACUUGUUAUUGCUAUUUGUUUUAUGCAUAUAGAUCAUUUUUCUAAACUCUAAUGUUGGAAAUUAAAUUAUAUAAAGAACAAA
Molecule: messenger RNA, 2080 nt
Organism: Mytilus californianus (California mussel)
Lineage: Eukaryota; Metazoa; Mollusca; Bivalvia; Mytilida; Mytilidae
Product: kielin/chordin-like protein
Exons: 11
Coding region: 252-1640 (462 amino acids)
Molecular function (GO): protein binding
Source: RefSeq, a predicted model, not a curated record